Molecule: messenger RNA, 640 nt
Organism: Glycine soja
Lineage: Eukaryota; Viridiplantae; Streptophyta; Magnoliopsida; Fabales; Fabaceae
Product: cyanogenic beta-glucosidase-like
Exons: 4
Coding region: 224-616 (130 amino acids)
Biological process (GO): carbohydrate metabolic process
Molecular function (GO): beta-glucosidase activity
Source: RefSeq, a predicted model, not a curated record
AACUUGCAAUCAGAACUCAGAGGUGGUUACUAGAACGGGGCUAGAGAUCAUAGAGAUGGAAGUAAAGGAGAGGAUUCAUAGAGAUUCUAUAGUUGAUUAAAUAAUGUCUAUGAUUGUAGCUAUUUAUAAAACAAGAGAGAGAGGGAGAGACAGAGUCUUCUAACUGUCAUCUAACUGCUCAUCUGACUAACAUCUAACUCCUAAAUAAUGAGUAAUUUGCAAGAUGUAUGAGUUGAGUAUGUUCUCUGAUACAUGCUUUGAGUGUAAAUUGCCCGUUUUAAUGUAUAAUUUCCACUUAUGGCAUGCAGAAAAAAAAAUAAAAGAUGUAAGUAAUGGAGAUGUAUUAGACGACUCAUAUCAUCGGUAUAAGGAGGAUAUUGGAAUCAUGAAGUAUAUGAAUUUGGAUGCUUAUAGAUUUUCCAUUUCAUGGUCUAGGGUACUACCGAAAGGAAAGCUUAGUGCAGGUGUAAACCAUGAAGGAGUAAACUACUACAACAACCUCAUCAAUGAGCUCAUGGCUAAUGGUCUGCAACCAUAUGUGAGCCUUUUCCAUUGGGACGUUCCCCAAGCCUUAGAGGAUGAGUAUGGUGGUUUUUUAAGUCCUCACAUUGUGUAAGUGAAAUCAAUUUCCUUCCAUUGU